Molecule: messenger RNA, 3229 nt
Organism: Paramisgurnus dabryanus
Lineage: Eukaryota; Metazoa; Chordata; Actinopteri; Cypriniformes; Cobitidae
Source: RefSeq, a predicted model, not a curated record
CAACAAUUCCUCACCCAAACCGCUUUUUGCUCCAGUAUAUUUUUUGGUCAGUCAUGGAAAAUGUAGAACAUGAGGGUUCUGGAGAGAACACUGAUGAACUGCUCUCUGCAGAAGUGGAUGACGAGAUUGAUGUUUAUGAACUCAUUCCUCUGGGAUUGUCCCAUGACCACUGCGAUCGUCUGCUGGAUGCCAUUGAUGCGCAAUUGAAUCAUAUACAGACGCAAAGUCAAUUCCAAAUGCGUGAAGGCACCUCCAAGAGAAAUGAAUUUCCUUCUUCGACGGGUUAUCUUGAUCGGAGUUUGUCUUUAAGUAAAGACACAGGCCUGGGAAGCACUGUUCCAACAAAUGAUAAAACAACAUCCACCCCUGACUGGACUCCUUCAGAAGGGAAAUGUCCCCAAGCGGAACAUCAGACAGUGGAGAUUCUGAAGGUUACAGAUGUGUGGCAUCCAGAUGGAGAUGGCUUGUGCUCAGCGUCCAGGAACGAACAGUGCCGAUGGAGGUUAGAGAGGCUUCUUGGGAAAAGUACUGAAGCAGCAGGGAUAAGAAACGAGGAAGAUGAACUCACAAUGGACAGCAUAUGUACUGAGGAUUUCUCAACACGCUUCAGAGAUGAGAUGAUAGAUCCUGGCAACGGUGUGGCUCCACCCCCUGAUGUACCCUCUACCAGCAGUGACACUGCAGAUAAUAAUGAACGGUCAAAUAAUCACACUCAGCAUCUAUCCAAAACACCAAUUGGACAACUCACAGGAAUUUCCAUGCAGAGUUUUGAUUCCGUCACCAUAGACACUGAUCUGGACACAGUGUGCUCAGAAAAGGUUCGAAGGUACCUGAAAUCUGCACUCAGCAACAAGAAAGGAUUCCGUUUUAGCAGAGAAAAUGUAUUCUCUGCUGGACCGGCCAUACAAAGCAAUACUCAAUCUUUCAGCUCUGAUGAUGAAGAGACGAGUGGUGAAGGUUCUGUGUCAAAGCGUUUCUCCAGAGGCAGAAGACAUCCACCCAGCAGGAACGGAAAAAAGCAAAGUUCUCACCAGAGCAAAAGAAAUCUCUCCUACACUAGUUCAGAAAGACCUCGGGACAAGAUCAGAAUAAAUGAAGAUCAGCUCAAAGAUUUGAAGCUCUCGAUUGCUAAGCUUCAGCAGCAAAAAAUAGCUGUGGUUCACACUUUGGGAAAGCUGAGAGAGGAAAUGGACCAAACUAAGACAGAGCAGCAAUCUCUACAGAUCAUAGUGAGAGACAGCAGAGCACAGGCCCAGAAUAUCAGGUGUGAAAUACACCGACUGCAGGUCCAGAAGGAUUUAUGUCUGGAAGAGGUCAGGGUACUGCAGGAGCAACAGGAGAAUUUAGUUCAGAAGCCAAACAUCAGCUGUCACAAUUGUGUAAGCCGCAGUGUGUCCAUUCUGGAAAGGGAUGAGAUGGACAGAUUGCUGGAUAAUGCAAAAUCUGAACUGUUCUCAGAACAGAGGCGUUUCAGGCACACAAUAGACUCUAUGCAAGAGAGGUUGGAUGAGGUGAUUCAAGAGAUGGAGCAGAAGGACGAGGACUUUAGGUCUCUUCAACAGAAAUGCAUUAGCUUGGAAAAGCAGCUGGCUGAUACCAUCAGAGAAACAGACCAAAUUAAACAGUCUUCACAGCAAGAUCUAAAGCAGCACGUGAGCCGGUUUGAAGUGCUGGAGCGAACUGUUGCCCAGAAGGAUUUGCUGCUGCGGGGGCUGGAGGAAGAGAAGAAGGCCCUUCAUCUGGAGCUCUCUUCACUUAGAGAAGAACACAGUUUAAAGUUAACAGAACUACAAAACAGGAUAAAGAAGGAAAAGGAACAAGAGAUAAAUCAACUGAAUCUACAGUUAACAAAAAGACACCAAGAGGAACUUCAACUGAUGAAAGAUGAGGAAGUCAAGAGACUUAAAGAAGCUCUAGACCAGCAUGCGGGGGAAAUGAGAAGGCAAGCAGAGGAGCUGACAAGUGAAACACAGGAAAAGAUUGAAAAGGCUUUGAAGCAAGAGGAGAGAAAGUGGACGGAGCAAAGAGAGACGGCUCUCAAAGAGCAGCGUGGGAUUCUGGAAAAACAGAUAGAAGAGGCAGUGAAGAGAGGAAAAGUGGAGGUGGAGAAAGAGAGAAGGAAAACGCUGGAACUGCAGAGUAAAGUCUCUGAGCUUCAGAAACAGACUGAGAAAGAUGUGGUGCAUCUUAAGGAGAGCUUGGAGCGCUCUGAGCAAGAGCUUCGACACCUGAGGGCCGCCCUCUCGGAAAGAGACCAAAAACACCAGAGAAGAACAGCUGGACUCGAGCGUCAGAUCGGGAAUUGGGCACAGGACAUACACACUGAAUGUGUCUCCCUACAAGAGCUGCUUAAGAACAAUGGCGUGACUGUCGACAGCAAACACCUGCCUGACAGUCCUACAGUGCCUGAAGCUCUUCAGGGUCUGCAAUAUCUCACAAAAACCACACAACAUCUUAUAAAUGAUCUUAAAAAUGAGAUAAGCUCACAGAAACGCACUGCAAAGCAUCUCAGUCUUGAUAAGGAGCGAGAGCUUCAUCUACAGAAAGAACAGAUAACUGAGGAAAAGAAACAAGCACUGGCAUCUCUAAAAGAAAAACUCAUACAGGAGCACAUGAAGGAAAUAAGCGGUUUAUGUACAACCAACAUGGAUGAUGACGAUGAAACAGAUGGACUGUUAGCACAUAUGCAUAGGCAGCUGCAAGCGAAAGAUGAUGAACUCAAGCUGGUGCAGAAAAACAUGGCAGAGUGGAAAGACAAAACCACUGCGAGACUCGCACACAAAUUUCAGCUGGAGCUCACAGACGGGAUGGAUAGGAGGGUCGCAAAACCCCAAGCAGAGCAGCAGAAGAGAUUGGAGAGACUGGAGAAUGAGAUGAGACAUCUGACUGGGCAGUGCAGAGACCACAAACAAUCCCAGUUAUCCUCCACUGCUCUUCAAACUGGCCCAGACUUCCAACACUCCCCAAAUACCAAGGAUCUGACCUCAUAUAAACUUUUGCAGCACCUUCAGAGUCGCAUUCGUCAACUGAAGGAGGGCCAGGCUCACUGUCCCAGCCCAGUGAAGUGGGACAGGGAUGACAGAAACCUGGGAGGAUCAUAUCUGGAUACAAUUACUCCAGCCCAGGAAUGCUACAAGACAGAAGGUUGCAUUCCAUCAAGGACCUCAUGCAGUUGACAUUUACUUUAAACCCUCAUCUUAAAAUCGACAGAAUUCAUUUUAUAGGGUAA